Acinonyx jubatus (cheetah) is the source of this 389-nucleotide messenger RNA. RefSeq names its product 60S ribosomal protein L17-like. The record is from RefSeq and is a predicted model, not a curated record. The coding region runs from base 9 to 365 and encodes 118 amino acids. The transcript has a single exon. Gene Ontology annotation, cellular component: cytosolic large ribosomal subunit; ribosome. Gene Ontology annotation, molecular function: structural constituent of ribosome. Gene Ontology annotation, biological process: cytoplasmic translation. NCBI's taxonomy places the organism in Eukaryota, Metazoa, Chordata, Mammalia, Carnivora, Felidae.
UCGCUACAAUGGUGGAAUUGAUAGGUGUGCCUAGGCUGAACAGUCGAGCUGGACACAGCGUCGGUGGCCAAAAGAGUGCUGAAUUUUUACUGCAUAUGAUUAAAAAUGCAGAGAGUAAUGAUAUACUUAAGGGUUUAGAUGUAGAUUCUCUGGUCAUUGAGUACAUCCAAGUGAACAAAGCCCCCAAGAUGUGGCAUAGAAUUUAUAGGGCUCAUAGUCAGAUUAACCCAUACAUGAGCUCUCCCUGCCACGCUGAGAUGAUCCUUACUGAAAAAGAGCAGAUGAUUCCUAAAUUAGAAGAGGAGGUUGCACAGAAGAAAAAGAUAUCCCCGAAGAAAUUGGAGAAACAAAAACUUACAGCCUGAGAGUAAAUUCUGUAUAAAAUAAAU